Messenger RNA from Kwoniella shivajii, 2043 nucleotides. RefSeq lists its product as uncharacterized. The record is from RefSeq and is a predicted model, not a curated record. The transcript has 9 exons. Bases 1 to 2043 code for a protein of 680 amino acids. Gene Ontology annotation, molecular function: hydrolase activity. NCBI's taxonomy places the organism in Eukaryota, Fungi, Basidiomycota, Tremellomycetes, Tremellales, Cryptococcaceae.
AUGCGAUACAAAACUGCAAGAGGAAACACGCCUUUACUCGACGGCGCUCUACCAGGAACGCAACAAAUACAAGGGCAAAGGGGGAUUCAAAGUACAUUCCAAGUGUUUGAAGAUCAAUACGCAUAUCCCAGAUACGAUGAAGGAUAUUUUGGACCGAUCGAAAAUGAACGAUAUCUGCUCAAAUGGAUAAACCAGCUCAAACUAAGACUACAUCAGCAGAGCAACUCCGAUCACAGUUUUCUCAGAUCAGUAGAUACGCUUUCUGAACGCAGACCUCCAAUUCGUCAUCCUCAUCCACGAUUCUUCGUCCACACCGGCCUCGUUUUCUUGAUGUCCUUCAUAAUAAUCUCACUCAUCUUGUUCGUUAAUAUCCAGAAUUUAUCAGCCAAACGUAUCACACCAUUAUGUAGCUGCUCCCUUACUGGUUUGGGGAUAGUAGCUAAGGGGUUCUAUACACCCGAAGGAGCAUGUAGAUAUACUGUCAGAUAUGGGAAAUCGGACAGAUGGAGUGACAGUUCUUAUACUUGGGAUAUGGGGAACCAAUCAUCUACAGAUUUGCCUCCUUCAUGUCCUCAAGAUACGGGCACGUACGUUUCUGGUAAUGCACAAGAUGAAGAUUGCCUUUAUGCGACUUUGUACAUCCCUCAAUCCCCGACUGUGGCUUCAAAACUUCCUGUCUUUGUGUGGCUUCACGGUGGAUCGUUUAUGGCUGGAUCAGCAUCCGCACCAGGAUUAGAUGGAUCAAACAUGGCCGUCAGAGGUGAUAUUAUAGUGGUAGUCUUACAAUAUCGACUUGGUGUAUUAGGUUUCUUACCUCCGUCCUCAAGCACAUCAUCGUCCGAUCCGAACUUAGGUGUUCGGGAUGUCAUACUGGCUUUGAAAGGGCUUCAGAAAGGGAUCGGUUUCGUGGGAGGCGAUAAAGACAAAGUGACCAUUGGUGGUCAAAGCAGCGGAGCUGGGCUGAUCAGGGCUUUACUAGGAGUACCCAGUGCUAAAGGAUUAUUUAGAGCUGCGAUACUCCAAUCAGAUCCUAUGAGCUACGGUUUCGCUUCCAAUUAUACUACAUCAAAAGUCCGAGAAGCUUUCUAUAACCUGGAACCAAUGAAAUCAUGCACCGACUUGAAAUGUCUUCAAGAUAUAUCAUGGGCAUCAAUAAUUGCUGCUCAGAAUAUGCUCACUCAAGCGGCUCCCUUAACAAUUCAGGGUUUGCCACUAGGAAUGCCUAUUCGACCAACACACGGUAAUCCUACGUUACCUUCUGAUCCCACUAUCGCUCUGUUCACUGCACCAUCACAACUCGAAAUAUGUGAUAUUCCAUUACUGAUAACGACAGUAUCAAACGAAGCUGGAUCAGCAUUACAGAGGCUGUUUACUGAACCAAUCCCAAUGUCGAACGAAACUUAUUUCGCCACAUUAUCAAUGACUGUAGGAUCUACUAGAGCCGCUCAACUAUCUUCGUCAUCUGAAUAUUUUUUGUCCGACACAGGAGGUGGAUACGGUGAAGGCGGUGAUGAGUUUAGAGUAACAUACGAAAAUGCCGCAACGGACGGUAUCUGGAGAUGCCCAAAUCGGGAUGUAGCAGGACAAUGGUAUCUGAACGGAGGUAAAGUAUGGGUAGGGGAAUGGACAAAGGGAGUAACUUAUCCUGACAAUCAAGUGGAUGAUGGUUAUUGUCGUCAGAGAGGAAGAGUUUGUCACGAGGAUGAUAUAUUUGCGACUUUCGGAAACGCGCCUGAUCCUUCUUCGGACGUAUCAUCGUUGGAAGAUGACGUUCUCUCAUACUGGAUAUCAUUUAUUACAAAUUUAGAUCCAUCACCUAUCAACAGUAUAGGGGAUUGUCCAGACUUGUCCAGAGGUUGGUUCUCAUGGUUUUGGCCGUUCAAACGAGAGGUCUCUGUUCCUUCCAUUCCACUUCCGUCUCAAACUUGGUCACCUUACUCGUCGGAAAAGCAUGUAUUCGCUAUCGGAGGAGGGGAAGUGAAUCGUUGUCCAGAAGGAUAUUGGGGAGAGAAAGUCAAGUAUGAUUGGCAGAUAUAUGGAUAA